AUGUUUUUACUCAAAUUAUAAAAAUAUGGAUGCAAUCACUUGAAUCAAUGUAGUUCUUUUUUUGAAAAUUUUUCCUUUAAGAUCAAAACUAAAAGGGAAUUAAAUCUAUCUUUAUAUUUAGCUGACUCACUAAAGCCGAAGACAAAACCUAAAAAUUAUUUGAAUAAGGGAAGAAUUAAGAAGCCAAAAAUUUUUCUUUUGCUGUAUUGGAAUAAGGAUCAAACAACAAGGAUUACAAUCAGAAAUACCAAUUAAAGUAAUGAACCUUAUAUUUUAUAUAAUUUAUUUGAUUUUUUGGGUUAUUAACAAAAAGGAGUUUUUGAUAGUUUAAACUAAUUGUUUCUAUAAAUAUAAAUCAAGUUAAAUUUUUCUUCUAAUGAACUGAGAAAAGCCAAAUUUCAAUUUACAACUAUAAAUGAAAUUUUAGAUUAAAGUUCCUCUUGGACUUGGGAGGUUUUGGAAUAAACCUUGAUUCAAUAUCUAUUAAACACCAAAACUAAAACUAGUAGCCCAGCAGCCUAGAAUUCUUGA
Messenger RNA from Paramecium sonneborni, 531 nucleotides. NCBI's taxonomy places the organism in Eukaryota, Ciliophora, Oligohymenophorea, Peniculida, Parameciidae. The record is from the annotation of a GenBank genome assembly.